CACCUCUACUUGAAAGAAUGCUCAUUCACUUUCCACACUGGUCAGUGAUAGUGACCAUAUCUUGAAACCAAUACUGUUUUCUAUCCUGAUUACGUGUUGACCUGUGGAAUUUGAUCUUUUUCAUACACUCAGAAACUCAGUUUGCAUUGUUUUGGUCAAAGCUGACAGUCUCUUGAAGAGAAGGACUCUACUCAUUUAGGCUCUGGCAGAGUCUAAACAGAGGGCACUAUGGCUUCGGACUCAGACAACUUGGGCUUCUGUUUGGUGGACUAUGCAGUAUUUGCUGCUAUGCUGGGGGUAUCGGUGGCCAUCGGGCUAUUCCAGUCUCUGAGAAAGACCCAGGGUCGCUCGAACGUGGACAACUUCUUCACAGGGGGCAGGGGUUUCUCUGCUAUGCCGGUUGGACUGUCGCUCUGUGCCAGCUUUAUGUCAGCUGUCCAAGUGCUCGGUGUGCCAUCAGAGGCAUAUUUAUAUGGCUUUAAGUUCCUCUAUAUGUGCUUGGGACAAGCUCUCAACUCCCUCAUUACUGCAGUUGUGUUUGUUCCUGUGUUUUAUCGUCUCAAAAUCACCAGCGCACAUCAGUAUUUAGGAAUGAGGUUUGGCAGAGGGAUGCAGCUCUUGGGAAGUUUGCAGUUCAUUGUAGCCACACUUCUUUACACUGGAAUAGUGAUCUUUGCUCCUGCAGUCAUCUUGAAUCAGGCCACAGGCCUAAAUAUGUGGGCGUCUCUUUUCUCAACUGGACUCAUCUGCACAUUUUACACAACAGUGGGUGGUAUAAAGGCUGUAAUCUGGACAGAUGUGUUUCAGAUUGUAGUCAUGCUCUCUGGGUUCAUUGCGGUCUUCAUUCAGGGCACCAUAUUGGCAGGAGGGCCUGCCAGAGUUUUGGAGAUCGCUAACAAUGGAUCCCGCAUCAAUUUUAAUGAUUUUGCCUUAGACCCUCAGAGGCGGUACUCGUUCUGGAGUUUCACAGUGGGCGGCACAAUGGUCUGGUUAUCCAUGUAUGGAGCCAAUCAGGCCCAAGUACAGCGUUACAUAUCAUGCAGGACUGAGAAACAAGCCCAACUGGCGCUGCUGGUUAAUCAGGUGGGUCUGUGUCUGAUUGUGAGCAGUGCAGCCACCUGUGGCAUUGUGAUGUUUGCUUUAUACUCCAACUGUGACCCACUGAAGACUGGCAGAAUAUCUGCACCUGACCAAUACAUGCCAUACUUGGUUUUGGACAUUUUCCAGAAUCAUCCAGGCUUCCCGGGUCUUUUUCUAGCCUGUGCCUACAGUGGAACUUUAAGUACUGUCUCCACCAGCAUUAAUGCCAUGGCAGCUGUUACUAUGGAGGAUGUAAUGAAGCCGUGGCUAAUCACUGUUUCGCAGAGAAAACAGCUCUUGCUCUCCAAGUCAUUAUCUCUGUUGUACGGGCUUGGCUGCAUUACAAUGGCUGCGCUCUCCUCUCUGCUGGACUGGGGAGUCCUUCAGGGUUCGUUCACAGUCAUGGGUGUAGUGAACGGUCCACUGCUGGGAGCCUUUGUGCUGGGCAUGUUUGUUCCAGCCACAAAUAAACCUGGGGUGUUCUCAGGUGUGGCUGUGGGUUUCUGUCUGUCUCUAUGGCUUGCUGUUGGAAGCACAAUCUAUCCUCCUACACCACAAAUUAUGGGUGUUUUACCCACUAGUGCUGAUCGCUGUCUAGCAACUAACGCAACACUCAACAGCACCACGGCAGUCGCUAAAUCAUCUAUCGUGGCAUCAUCAGUCCCCCAGGAUUAUGGCUUUCAAAAUAUCUAUUCAAUAUCCUACCUGUACUUCGGAGCCCUGUCAACUAGUGCAGUCAUACUAGUAGGUGUGGUGGUUAGCUACAUUACAGGACCCACCAAGAAGGAUUCUAUCGGCCCUGGUUUAUUACGGUGGAACUUGGAACAAAAGACCUGCAAUGUGUCCUGUCAUAACUUGAAUGAAACUACGACACACAAUCCCACCGAAAUCCUUCUCAGUCCAAAAGAACUAUUUGCCACUGCUGAUAAACAAGUUGUUUUACUGAACAAAGGAGAUUGCUUUGGUGUGAAGACCAUGAGUGAAGAGGAAGAGGUGCCCUUGAUGAAGAGCGAAAGGGCCGGCAGUCAGAAGUCCAGCUGUGACUCUGCCAUGCAGGUGCACCUGUACUACUGCCCCAGCUUAAAUUCAGAGACCUCUUUCACCAUCCCCACGGGGCACAUCACAGCGGAAAGUGUGUGUUUGCUUGCUGCAAAAGCCAGCGGAAUUCUUCCUGUUUUCCACAACCUGUUUGCACUGGCAUCAGAAGAUCUUUCAUGUUGGUAUCCACCAACUCAUGUGUUUAAGAGUGAGGAGACUAUCAAAGUUUACUACAGAGUGAGGUUUUUCUUCUCAAGCUGGUUCGGUCAAGGGUCCAGGGCAUCGUACCGCUUUAGUCUCAGCAGAGGACGAAUCUGUGCUGUGCUGGACUACUGCGUCAUUGAUUAUCUAUUUGCGCAGUCUCGCAGUGAUUUUGUGUCUGGACGUGGCGGGAUUUCUCCUGCUUUGAGUUUGCAGCAGGAAUGUUUGGGUAUGGCAGUAAUAGAUCUGUGGCGUAUGGCCAGAGAGAGAAACAAGAGCCUUGCUGAGAUCUGCAAUACAACAAGCUACAAGUCCUGCCUCCCAGAGGCUCACAGACAAGAUAUACAGCGUAUGAGUCGCCUAGCGCGGUAUCAGAUCCGCAAAACGCUGAAGCGCUUCCUAAAGAAGCUGGGCAAAUGCUCAGCUGGAGAACGCAACCUGAAGCUCAAGUACCUGAUGGAGCUGAAUACGGUGGAGCCGGCUUAUGGUUCAGAAAGCUUCACUCUGGCUCACUCUGGAUGGUUAGAGCAGAGCGAGCAGCAAAGGAUCAGAGCCGUUCAAGUGUCUGGAGAGGGAGGGAUUCAGAUACAGACCACAGAGAGCCAGGAAUGGCAGACGUUCUGUGAUUUCCCCCAGAUCACAGACAUUAGUAUUAAGCGUCUUUGUCAAGAGCAGAUGCCCCUGGAAGGAAGGGUGGUCACCCUCACACGCCAGGACGACCAGUGCAUGGAGGCUGAGUUUCACAACUUAACUGAGGCUCUUUCCUUUGUAUCUCUGGUUGAUGGCUAUUUUAGACUGACUACAGAUUCGACUCACUAUUUCUGCGCAGAGGUGGCCCCGCCAAGCUUACUGGAGGACAUACAGGAUUACUGCCACGGCCCGAUCACGUCAGAAUUUGCAGUGCACAAGCUUAAGAAAUCUGGAGCCAAAAAUGGGAUGUUCCUGUUACGGCACAGUCCUAAAGACUUUGACAAGUACUUCCUCACUGUUUGCAUACAGGUACCAGAUUUGCUGGACUCAUACAAACAUUAUAAAGCACCAAGUUUUGAAUUUCCACUAACAACUCCUCUGGGGAUGGAUUACAAGGACUGCCUGAUAGAGAAAAAUGAGAAGUUCAGUCUGGCUGGGAUCCACAAGUCAUUCUGUAGUCUAAGACAGCUCACAGACUUCUAUCAGCACAAUGCGCUUCUCAUGUCAGACAUCCCUGUCACCCUGGGCAAGUGCUGCCCACCCAGACCAAAAGAACUUACCAACAUGAUCAUUGUUCGUAACAGCAGUAUGGUCGAGAUGCCCACAUCCCCCAUGUUACAGAGACAAAAACCAAGCCACAUGCAGUUCCACAUGAUUAAACACGAGGACCUCACCUGGGGGGAAAGCUUAGGCCAAGGUUCCUUCACGCAUAUCUAUAAAGGCAUUAAGACAGACCAGCGGGACGGAGUGACACACUCCACGGAUGUCCUACUGAAGGCCCUGGAUGCAAAUCAUAAAAACUGCUGGGAGUCUUUUUUUGAGGCGGCCAGUUUGAUGAGUCAAAUUUCCCACAAGCACAUUCUCCUGGUAUAUGGCAUCAGCGUGCACAAAUCCAAAAACAUCAUGGUGCAGGAGUUUGUGAAGUACGGCGCACUGGACCUGUACCUGAAGAGGAGUACGUCUGUCUCUGUCAGCUGGAAACUAGACGUGGCCAAACAACUGGCCUGUGCUCUCAACUUUCUGGAGGAGAAGAAUAUUGCACAUGGGAAUAUUUGCGCAAAGAAUCUGCUGUUGGCCAGACAGGGUGACCCUUCCUCUGAUAACUUGCCCUUCAUUAAACUGAGUGACCCUGGCAUCAGCAUGGCAAUGCUGGGCAAAGAGGUGGUGUUGGACAGAAUCCCAUGGGUGGCCCCGGAGGUUCUGGAUACACUUGAGAUUGAAGUGGAGUGUGACAAGUGGAGUUUUGGAACAACGAUGUGGGAGAUUUUCAACGGUGGAGAAGCUCCAUUGCAGGGCCUGGACCUCAUACAAAAGGAGCAGUUUUAUGAGCACUUCUCAAACCUGCCUGCGCUGGAGUGGACCGAGCUGGCCGACCUGAUCACUCAGUGUAUGCAGUACCAGCCUGAGCUCAGACCGUCCUGCCGGAGCAUCAUCCGACAACUUAACAGCCUCAUCACUUCAGAUUACGAGAUCCUUCAUGCGACCGGCACUCUCCCCAAGAGCGAUGGCUUCUGGAGAAGACCGAACAUGUUCAAAAAGCAACAACAGGAUGUUUUUGAGGAGAGAUACCUGCGAUUCAUCUCUGUUCUGGGGAAGGGUAACUUUGGCAGUGUCGAUCUUUGUCGUUAUGAUCCAUGGGGUGAUAACACUGGAGAUCUGGUUGCUGUCAAAGAACUUCAGUCCAACAAACAAGCCACCAUGGCAGAUUUCCAGAGAGAGAUCCAGACCAUCAGCUCCCUGCACUGUGACUAUAUUGUCAAAUACAAGGGCAUCUGCUACAGUGCAGGUCGACUCAGCACAAAACUGGUGAUGGAAUACCUUCCGUAUGGCAGUCUAAUCGGAUAUAUGGAGAAACACCGACAGAAUGUGUGCACCCGCAAACUGUUGCUCUUUGCCUCGCAAAUCUGUAAGGGAAUGGAGUACUUGCAAAGUAUGCGUUACGUUCACCGUGACCUAGCUGCUCGCAAUGUCCUAGUCGCCAGUGACACUCUGGUGAAAAUCGCUGACUUUGGGCUUACGAAGAUCAUCCCUGUGGAUAAAGAAUACUACCGUGUCACGCAGCCAGGAGAAAGCCCUAUUUUCUGGUAUGCACCUGAAUCCAUUUCAGAACUGAAAUUCUCCCACAAGUCAGACGUAUGGAGUUUCGGCAUUGUUCUACAUGAGCUCUUCUCUUACUGUGACAUCAGUCGAAACCCCAAAAGGUUGUGUAUCCAGAAGAUUGGAACUUAUGUCCAGAGUCCAUCCAUGGCCAUCCAUCUUCUUAAUCUUCUCAAGGAUAACUGGAGGUUACCGGCACCACCUCAGUGUCCACCAAAGGUGCACAAUAUUAUGAUUCAGUGUUGGGAGUUCAACAGCGAGGACAGACCAAGCUUCUCCUCUCUACAGGACCUGAUUGAGAAUAGCCUGUUAGAUGAGAGAGAGGGAUGUAAGGGGUAAAGUCAGAGUUACCCUAAACAGAUCACUUUAUUUUCAAUAUGUAUAUUUAAAAUAUAAUUGAGUAAUUUUAGGACAUAUUCUUUUAGCCUUUUACUGUUAAGUUACAUUUUAAAUGUUGAACUUCAGAGAUACAGUAGAUCAGCUGCUGCUUGUAUAUUAGCAGUUAAGUUUUUUUAAAGUACAUUUAUAGAGCUAGCACUACCACUUUAAUGAUAUUCCUUCAUAAAAUACUUUGGAUUUCCUCUGUCAUCACAAAGAUAUAGUCAUAGGCAUCACUUUUUUGUUGUUGUGAUUUUAUUUUGCCAUUGUGUGCAGUGAUGGUAUCCAAUCAAGAGCAGUAAAAAAGCAAGCCGAUUGUUCCUGUAUAUUUUAAACUAAUCAAAAGUGAAAUGACAUGUCAUAUAUCAAAUGAAUAUCAUAUGUUUCUGGAGUGAAUGUAUAAAGCAGUAUCUUUUCAA
Messenger RNA from Megalobrama amblycephala (Wuchang bream), 5903 nucleotides. RefSeq names its product tyrosine-protein kinase JAK2-like. The transcript has 39 exons. Gene Ontology annotation, biological process: thyroid hormone generation; cell surface receptor signaling pathway via JAK-STAT; peptidyl-tyrosine phosphorylation. Gene Ontology annotation, molecular function: cytokine receptor binding; ATP binding; non-membrane spanning protein tyrosine kinase activity. NCBI's taxonomy places the organism in Eukaryota, Metazoa, Chordata, Actinopteri, Cypriniformes, Xenocyprididae. The record is from RefSeq and is a predicted model, not a curated record. Bases 229 to 5445 code for a protein of 1738 amino acids. Gene Ontology annotation, cellular component: membrane; cytoskeleton; cytosol.